AUGUGUCUGUAUUGCACGUAUUUGAAUGUGGAAGAGGGCUUCGCGGUCGUGGAAAGGAGACAGGUUUUACAGGUGUUGCAGGCGAUGCAGGAGAUGCAGGUGAUGCAGGUGAGGCGGGGGAGGCGGGCAGUAAGUCCUCCUCGGGCAGAGUGUUCAGGCGUGAUAAACACCUCCCCCGCCCCGCACCUCACACUGGCGACUGCUCCCCGCUUGCGCUGCCGCUUGUGA
Molecule: messenger RNA, 228 nt
Organism: Danaus chrysippus (African queen)
Lineage: Eukaryota; Metazoa; Arthropoda; Insecta; Lepidoptera; Nymphalidae
Source: the annotation of a GenBank genome assembly